AUGUCGUGUCAUAUCCCUGGGAACAUUAGCACGUACAACGAAGAGACGGCACCACUGAUUGACAAGCUCAAGCAGUCGUAUGUGCCUAUCGAUGUGAAGGCGGCUUUCAACCAGCUUCUCGAGCAUCUGCACAACGACGAGCUAGAGGCUUGUAUCGACGCCGGAGAAGAACUUCUGAAGAAACGCAUCCCCGAUACUACAUGUACGAGAGUCCACACCUUGAUAGCAUCCUGCCUCGAGGACCCUGAUGAGAUGGAGGAGCACUACGAGAAGGCCUUGAACCUCUGGACACUCUUGAACGCGGAACAUGCUAACACACGCAUCGAACCAUGGCUUCGAGAGGUUCGCACUCAACUCGACGCCCUUCGUGAUGCUAUUCAAGAAGAGAGAAGCGAUGAGAUUACGCCCGAGCUCACUAUGAGCGCCAUCGCCAUCGUAGAGUCAGCGCCGACUUUUGGUCCUUCAAGUACUUCUUCUCCUGAUACCUCGCCCGCUCGGUCCUCAGCAUCGUCAGCUGCUAGUUCAGCACUCAGCGCCACGACCAAUUCGCGUCUUUCCGGCGCGAUCGCAUCGCCUGGACAACAAACGCUUAGACUGCAUGAUCAUCUCGAUAUGUCACCUGCUGAUAUUCUCAAGCUCGCAUGGGAUCCCAACAGGACUAUCCGAGGCCGCACUGCAUCGUCAAAGACACUUCCAUCCCGCCCCUUCAAGAGACGCGCAUCCAGUACUUCUCAGAGUACUCGAGGGAGUACUUUACCAGAGAGUGCUUCAUCCGAGAGUGCUUCAUCCGAAAGUGCUUCAAGAGAAAUUCCGUCCACUCCUCCUCCGUCAACUCCUUCGAAGACGCUCCCGCCCACUCAAGGUAUGGCAAAUGCAAAACGAAGCAAUAUGUUUGACUAA
This is a messenger RNA of Aureobasidium namibiae CBS 147.97, 900 nucleotides long. RefSeq lists its product as uncharacterized. The transcript has a single exon. The record is from RefSeq and is a predicted model, not a curated record. Lineage: Eukaryota; Fungi; Ascomycota; Dothideomycetes; Dothideales; Saccotheciaceae. Bases 1 to 900 code for a protein of 299 amino acids.